Messenger RNA from Oncorhynchus tshawytscha (Chinook salmon), 3730 nucleotides. RefSeq names its product discoidin, CUB and LCCL domain containing 1 (gene dcbld1). Bases 271 to 2457 code for a protein of 728 amino acids. NCBI's taxonomy places the organism in Eukaryota, Metazoa, Chordata, Actinopteri, Salmoniformes, Salmonidae. The transcript is spliced from 15 exons. The record is from RefSeq and is a predicted model, not a curated record.
GCUCAGCAAUUAUCCCCCUCUCCCCAACGACACCGAGGCGGCCAGACUGGUUGGUCGACCCGACCACUGGGUGACGCCUGUGGAUGAAACACGGAAGAGUUCAUUCAAGGAAUUAAUAUACUGUGGAGAAGCAGGCAGGAUAGAAACAGACGGAGCGCGUCGGGAUCCUUUCUAUUACGACAAAACUUCCUAAAGGAAAUGAUCCCAUGAAAACGAAACAAAUGUGUCUCCAUAUGCGCCUUAGUUGCGUUACUGUGGAUAAAAGCUGAGAUGUCUGUAAAGAAGAAAGUUAAUGGAUUCUUUGUCGUUUGGUCUAUACUUUCCGCGGUCGGUGAAAAACUCGAUGACGGUUGUGGCCACUCAGUGCUGGGCCCAGAGAGCGGUGUCCUCUCCUCUAAGAGCUACCCGGGCACCUACCCCAACAAUACCUGGUGUGAGUGGAAGAUCCAGGUGCCAGAGGGCAAUAGCCUAGUCAUCAGGUUCGGUGACCUCGACGUGGAGGCACGGGACUGCCAGUCGGACUACGUCAAGGUCCUCAAGGGGGGCUACGGGGGAGAACAUGUGUAUGGGACAUUCUGUGGCAGCCUGAAGUCCUACCCCAGAGAGAUGCACACAGACACCAAUGAGGUCAUCGUACAGUUCCGCAGCGGUCGUCACAUCUCAGGCCGAGGGUUUCUUCUCUCCUACUCCACCGGGGACAACAGAGAUCUGCUGACAUGUUUAGACAAAGGCAGCCACUUCUCCGACUUAAAGUACAGGAAGUACUGUCCGGCAGGAUGCAAAGCAGUGGCGGGCGACAUAUCCGGGGAUAUUUCCCAGGGUUACAGAUAUACGUCUGUGCUGUGUAAGGCUGCGGUCCAUGCCGGGGUUAUCCUGGAUGAGUUAGGAGGCUGGGUAUCCGUGGAGACCCAAAAAGGCCUGAGUCACUACCCCGCCACCAGAGCCAAUGGGAUCCAGUCCAAAGACGGUUCUUUGUCCGAUGCUCUCUUCACGUUCGUCACUAAUGACUGUAAGAACCAGUCAGUGCUGCGGACAGUGUCUGUGAAUGCCAGUUCAUGGUGGAAGAGGGCAGGGGAGAUGGGUCAUCAGUCUGACUGGGCGCCCAACAGCUCCCAGGCUGACCCAGGAUCAGGGAGCCGCUCCUGGGCUGCAGACCAGAACGACAGCCUGCAGUGGCUCCUGCUGGACCUGGGGGAGAAGAAGAGGAUCACAGGAAUUAUCACGACUGGCUCCACAAUGUUGGACUAUGACUACUAUGUGAUGAGCUUCGUGAUCGAUCACAAGGAGAGUCGUCGGUGGAGGACCUACACACAGAACAAUAGAACACAGUACAUGGUAUUUGAGGGGAACCAGGACAGUCUGCAUCAGACCAGGAACACAUUCCACCCUCCAAUCAUAGCCCGCUAUUUGCGCAUCAUACCUCACACCUGGCACCAGAGGAUUGCCAUGACUGUAGAGCUGCUGGGCUGCAACUAUGUCAGAGUGAACAUGUCAUCCCAGGUCACCCUGGAGACGGUACCCACCAAACCCAAGCCUCCGUUGGGGGACGAGGAGAUCACUGAGCCGUUGCCCUCCCAGGCAGACCUAGUAAAGCUGGCCAUCAUCAUCGUACCCACAGUCUUAUCUGUGGUGCUCAUUGGGAUUUGUCUAUUCAAGAUGCUGCAGAAGAAGAAGACAAAAGAGAACUCGUACGGAUCUUCAGAUGCCCAGAAACCAGAGUCCUGUCAUUAUGUCUGUCUGUGGAGUUGUCUUUUUACUGCCUGCCGGCCCUCAGGUUGCUGGAAGCAGAUCAAGCAGCCGUUUGCCAGGCACCAGUCCACAGAGUUCACCAUCAGCUACAGUUCAGAGAAAGACCCAAUACAGAAACUAGACCUGGUCACCAGCACCAUGGCAGAGUACCAGCAGCCUCUGAUGAUUGGGGUUGGCACAGUGGCCAGGAAGGGCUCUACGUUCCGGCCUAUGGACACAGAGACCAAAGAGGAUCCUAGCAACCCCUCCACCCACUACGACUACCUGCACACAGCCAACCAGUAUGCCCUGCCUCUCACCAACCAGGAGCCAGAGUACGCCACGCCCAUCAUCGAGCAUCACACCUUCCACAAGGACGGGUUCCUGCCCGACCCGGCUAGUUACAGCGUCCCAGGUGUGGUCCUCAGCAAGACCCCAUCCUUUAAAACCCUGGACAGGAAGGCAGGGGUGGGCUCCUCCGGGGGCUACCAGAUGCCCCAGCUCAAAAUAGACCGGGGACACAGUAACUCUGAGGGGGUCUACGACAGCCCCAAGGUGAACAAGCCUGUGGGCCAGAGCAGUGGCCUCUCAGACUACCAGAGGCCCCAGGCCAAGCCGGCCGUGCUGGAAACCUACUCCACCCCCAGGGACUGUGUGAGGGUGGCUCCCACCAUGGCCCACAGGCCGGACCAUAGACCAGACCCUGAGGGCAGUUCUGGAGGAACCUGAAGAUGGAACAUGUCUGGGACUACAGGACUAAACUGUGAUUUUGAUCAGUUCAUGGCCAUUUUGGACUGAGCUUACUGUAGCAAACACAAGCGCUAAAUUAUUUCUCAACUGACUUUCAGGAAUGUGGGAGACGACAGUGCUUGUAUCUGGGGCUGUGCUGGCAGACAUUUUGUGAAUAAGAAAAUACAGAUGGUUACUUCAACUGUCCUAUUUCUUUUAAGGGUUGGGGUGAUUUUAUUAAAAAGCAAAUGGUGAUGGAGACAGGAAAUAUCCUGAAAAUGGGAAAAUACCUCUCCUCAUUCUCAACUGUGACUGAUGCUUGUGACUGUAACAUACAUUAAGAAAUAAUGUGACUUCGUUCCUUAACUGUACAGUAUAUUUUGAGGUCACUUAAAAGCUUUCAGAAUCUCUCGGUCUGAGGUUAAGCUGCUUUCAGCAGGGAAGCAUAGAGGAAGCAGAGUGCUUUAUUAAAUAAAGCAGCACCCCAGUUAAAAGUGGUAGAUUUGUCCACAGCGGGUCCUACUAUAGGAUGUUUAACAAAGUCAGUCCGUGCUCUUAACAAAGAAUUGUAAGUACACACUGUGAAUGAAGUGACUGAAAGGACUGGUGUCACCGCAUGGGGUCCCCCACAAUGGGGGCUUUGUCACCAUGUUGCAGGGGGCUCUGAAGCCGACGGCUGCAUCGCUGCUCUGUGUCAGUCUGGAGGCAGAUCUGGUCAGUGGGAUCAGCGAGCCAAUGAAAAGGCAACAGGAGAGUGUUUACAGUUAGUCUGGCGUAUUGAGAAACGCCCGGCAGGGGAUUUAGGGGAGUAAACUGGACUGUAACACAUCAGAGCGGUGUUUUUCAGAUGCUCUGUUUAGCUGGACAAGGUGAACUACUAUACAGGCCAGUUCCAUUUAAAUGGAUGUUGAAUGGUACCGAUACUACAGUCUAGUCGAUUGUGUAUAGGUGUGUACAUACAAGGGCAUAGUUUGAAAAUGUAUAUUGCCAAGAGGAAAGAAAAAAUAAAUGGAAUAAAUGCUGUCGACUGUAUUUAAAGCACCUGUGCGUGUGGUGUUGCUGCUGUGUACUGAAGACAGAACUUGGGAUCGAGUUAAGAACUCUUUCAUUUCUGUGAAAUAUUUUAGGGAGAUCUUUUCAGCUGGGUUGUAUGUACAUGUACUGUGAGGUUAUUCUCUACAGACUCUCUCUGUGAUGUCACUCUCAAAACGUUCUGUGUGUCUACUGCAUGUUGGCUGUAAGCUGAGCCCUGAAUAAAAACACCAGCAGUUGA